Messenger RNA from Globicephala melas (long-finned pilot whale), 2428 nucleotides. RefSeq names its product WD repeat domain 82 (gene WDR82). NCBI's taxonomy places the organism in Eukaryota, Metazoa, Chordata, Mammalia, Artiodactyla, Delphinidae. Gene Ontology annotation, molecular function: chromatin binding; protein binding. The record is from RefSeq and is a predicted model, not a curated record. Gene Ontology annotation, cellular component: Set1C/COMPASS complex.
GCCCUCGACUUCUGCCUGUCGCCCCAAGAUGGCGGACACAAUGAGCCGGUGCCGCGCCGGUUGGCCCUGAGGCGACCGUGAGGAGGACCGGUCUGCGAGACCCCAUAGUCCCGGCAGAAGAGUGUUGCACAAGCAGGAGGAGGAAGCGGAGGAGGCGGCCCGACUGUCGGCCGCUCUCCAGCCCGCCGCCGGCGCGGCGCCCGCCCCGCCCGGGUCGGCCCCUCGGCAGCCCGCCCGUUCGCCGGGCUCCGCCCCGGCUCUGCGCCGCCGCCGCCGCCACCAGCAGCCGCCGCCAUGAAGCUGACCGACAGCGUGCUGCGGAGCUUCCGCGUCGCCAAGGUGUUCCGCGAGAACUCGGACAAGAUUAACUGCUUCGACUUCAGCCCCAACGGCGAGACGGUCAUCUCGAGCAGCGACGACGACUCCAUCGUGCUCUAUGACUGCCAGGAGGGCAAACCAAAGAGAACCCUGUACAGUAAGAAAUACGGCGUGGACCUCAUCAGAUACACUCAUGCAGCAAACACAGUCGUUUACAGCUCUAACAAAAUAGACGAUACUAUCCGUUACCUGUCCUUGCAUGACAACAAAUACAUCAGAUACUUUCCUGGACAUAGCAAAAGGGUGGUGGCCUUGUCCAUGUCACCUGUGGAUGACACUUUCAUUUCUGGGUCUCUUGAUAAGACCAUUCGGCUCUGGGAUCUCCGGUCUCCUAACUGCCAGGGUCUCAUGCAUUUACAGGGCAAGCCAGUUUGUUCUUUUGAUCCAGAAGGAUUAAUUUUUGCUGCAGGUGUCAAUUCUGAAAUGGUCAAACUUUAUGAUCUUCGCUCUUUUGAUAAGGGGCCAUUUGCGACAUUUAAGAUGCAGUAUGAUCGGACUUGUGAGUGGACAGGGCUUAAGUUCAGCAAUGAUGGCAAACUCAUCCUCAUCUCCACCAAUGGCAGCUUCAUCCGUCUGAUCGAUGCAUUCAAGGGAGUGGUGAUGCAUACGUUUGGGGGUUAUGCCAACAGCAAAGCCGUCACACUGGAGGCCUCGUUUACUCCAGACUCGCAGUUUAUUAUGAUUGGUUCAGAGGAUGGCAAGAUCCAUGUCUGGAAUGGAGAGAGUGGUAUAAAAGUAGCUGUGUUGGAUGGUAAACACACAGGCCCCAUUACCUGUUUGCAGUUCAACCCCAAGUUCAUGACCUUUGCCAGUGCUUGUUCCAACAUGGCCUUCUGGUUGCCCACCAUUGAUGACUGACCUGCAUAGUGCUUGGCUGUUUUCUGUACAGCGAGGGUGGCCAGUAGGAAAAAACUCAGAGGGAACUAAGAUAAUAGUGAGAUUGGAUCAUUUGACUGGGCUGGAGAGCAUCCUUCCACAUGGCCUUCCCAAGGAUGUGCUGUACAUUUGCUCAAAAGAAAAAAAUUACUUUGUCAAGCUUCUUCAAAAGGACUCUUGGUGCGGCAGAUUCAAUCAGGACUCAGAUUUUCCAGCUGUCACUGCACCGAGCUCCUCCAGAGGAGUGACCAGACUCGUGACUAGGGUAUAGUGGGGCCCUCAAGACACCUUCAGUUUUGAAUGUAUUUGCUGCUGAGGAGUCGGUGAAGUUGUUAAUUCUGCACAUCCCUUUGCCCACCCCCAUAAAUGCGUGGGAAGCCACAGUUCUGGUUUUGAGAUGCUGGGGCAGCUCAGUGCCCCUUGCCCUCACCCUGCAUGUCUUGUUACUGGUUCUCCCUGUGUCAUUGUGGCAUUAUCCACAACCAUCAUGUUACUUAGGUGCCAAAUAUUUACAGAAAUAAGUCUCCAUAUAUCUUAGGGUCAGAAAGGGACAGAUACAGAAGGACCUUGCUUGCCAGGAAGCCUUGCAAGUUAGUCAUGUGAGGGUGGAUGAUCUGGGUGUGCCUCAGGCUCUGGGUGAGGGAGGAGGGGUAGCAGAUGAGUUCCUAGGGCUGGGAGGUUUAGCAGCAGCUUGGUGUGGUGCCCUGUCAUCAAAACUAACACACAGUCCUUCUGGGUGCCUGCCAAGUUUGGUUGUACAGAAGCAAGGUGGGCGUCUAUUUUUGUACAUGAGAUACAUCACGCUUUUCUGUGGGCCAGUAUUGUGGAGUGAGUCUGAGUUGUUUACACUGAUGCCUUCCCUGCCCACUGCAAGUUGUGUACAUAGUCUCCAGAUGAUACCACCCCUUCCCCAGCUCCCAACCAGGAGCUGGCUCUAGGCUUGUGUUAUAUGUUAUAUGUUAUAUUCAGCCUUUUUAUAUAUGACUUGGAAUUUCUGUUGUUUGUAUUUUAGCACAAUGUGUGUACACCUUCAUUUAAAUAUAUCAUGUGUGUGCAUACAUAUAUACAUAUAUGUAUGUAUGCAUGUGUGUGUGUGUGUGUGUGUGUGUGUGUGUGUGUAUACACACACAUAUUUAAAAAGUAUCUGAAGGAGAUAGAGUCCUCUGCCCCAGGA